AUGUCUGGAAUAUUUGAAGAUAAAGUGUGGAACUUUCUUUUCGUUGUAAAUCGGCAGUUCAUAACUCUCUUUCUCUCUCUCUCUUUAUCUAUCUAUCUAUCUAUCUAUCUAUCUAUCUAUCUAUCUAUAAAGAGUGUUUCAAUAACUUGUAAAAAAGUAAGUGGGGAUAUAUAUUUCACAACACCCCUUUCAUUCAUUCUAUCUAUCUAUCUAUCUAUCUAUCUAUCUAUCUAUCUAUCUAUCUGUUAUGCUUCUAUUCAUAUCUAUCUAUCUAUCUAUCUAUCUAUCUAUCUAUCUAUCUCCUUUCUUCUAUUCAUAUCUAUCUAUCUAUCUAUCUAUCUAUCUAUCUAUCUAUCUAUCUAUCUCCUUUCUUCUAUUAAUAAUACACUAUUAUUCAUUUCAUUUUCAUAUCUACCUACACAGUCUCUAUUCAUAUCUAUCUACAUAACACUAACAAGAUUCUUCUCUAGUGUCACAUUCUAUUCAUAUCUAUCUCUAUCCAUAUCAAUCUAUCCAGUUUCUGUCUACACAUUUUAUAAUCAUAUUUUCUAUUUAUAUUUUUAUCUAGUCUAUUCACAAUCUAUCUCUCUACACAAUCUCUUUCUCUCUCUCUCUCUCUCUCAAGCUAAAAAGACGAAAGAAAAAAAAAGAGUAUUUCCAUUUUCAUCUCAUCUAUCUAUCAUUAAAGAGGGCGAGGUAAAAUGUGAAAGAAUAUGUAGAGAAUCACUUUUCCUUUUUUUUUUAUCUCCAAUACCAAUCACUGUCGAAAGAGAGUUAAAAAGCUGUGCUAAAAGGCGACUACUUGAUUUAAUUCUUUCUGUCUCUUUCUUCACUGUCUCCAUCACUGCAAUCUUUCCUCUACCCCCGUAUAUUCAUACUUCUUCUUUCUUUUUAUUUGCUAUAUCUCUGCAAAGCGAAUCAGACUCAACAACCCCUUCAAUGCUGCUGCUACAAAAGGGGGCGGCUAGCAGGCAAAGUAAGAAGACGGGUCUCAUGACUAUUGUUACUACUACUUGUAGUCGUCGUUGUUGUUGUGGUAAAUGA
Molecule: messenger RNA, 1044 nt
Organism: Acanthosepion pharaonis
Lineage: Eukaryota; Metazoa; Mollusca; Cephalopoda; Sepiida; Sepiidae
Source: the annotation of a GenBank genome assembly